AUGCCUCUUGAAAAUUUAGGUAAAGAUUUUGUAAAUUCUCAUUGGAAAAACAUAAUAAUCAAUAGUGAAUAUAUGAAUUCAUAUUAAUAACCUUUAUAGUCAUAUUAUAGUGGUUUUACAGCUAAUCUUUUAAGAGACACAGGCUUCUAUGAGUAAAUAAAAGAAUCUAUGGGAGAAGAAAUACUCUAUGCUAAAGGAGUAGGCUGUCAACACUUCACUGAUAAUUAUUGUAAUUCUUAUAAAGAUGAAUUUUGUCUUCCUAAAACUGAAUAAGGUUAAUGUGAUUUCCACCAUAUUGGAUCUUCAAAUUGUAUUAUUGGUUAAUUUAAUGAAUCUCGUUGUCAUACAUAUUAUGUUUAAUUAUAAAAGGAAUGCUGGAAUAUUAAAAAUAUGUAACAAUCAAAUAACUAAUAGAAGUGA
Molecule: messenger RNA, 420 nt
Organism: Ichthyophthirius multifiliis
Lineage: Eukaryota; Ciliophora; Oligohymenophorea; Hymenostomatida
Product: leishmanolysin family protein, putative
Exons: 1
Biological process (GO): proteolysis; cell adhesion
Cellular component (GO): cytoplasm; membrane
Molecular function (GO): metalloendopeptidase activity
Source: RefSeq, a predicted model, not a curated record